Messenger RNA from Peniophora sp. CBMAI 1063, 843 nucleotides. Lineage: Eukaryota; Fungi; Basidiomycota; Agaricomycetes; Russulales; Peniophoraceae. The record is from the annotation of a GenBank genome assembly.
AUGGUACUAGUCUCAAACUCGCGGACCGCGCCAUACACCCUCCAACCCCUGCUCGACCUCGGCUCGCUGCAGCGCAACCCCUUCCAUGGCGCCCUACGCCUCAGCCUCCCUCCCCUCUCCAUCAACUCUCCAUCAACAUCCAAGCUCGACCUUACGAACCUGCGCGCGGCGUUCACAGCGACGCUGAUGCGCUACAUCGACAGCACCAAUCUCGUGCUCGCCGAGACAGAUGCCGAUUACUCUCCCUCAAAACCUCUUCUCAACUUUCAUGGCCGAAACCGACGAGUCCCAAAAAAACUCGUGGUCAAAUGGCUUUUUAAGAAUGCAGCGACAAGGCCGUUGCGCACGAGAUGCAUGCGAGUCUUGAGAGAAAGCCGGAUACGGUUACGUCUGAUUGACAUCGAGUUGCCGGAUGAGCGCAAGAUGUUUAUAAAACAGGAUAGCGGGGCUAAGUUCGUCCUCGACACAGACGAAGUCGCGGGGACGAUCUUCCCGCGGCCAGCUCUUGUGACUGACGAUCACGAAAAUAUAUGUCUUGCGGGGCUCGACAACCUGGCGUAUCUGCUUUACACCUCUGUCCCCGCGCCGCGCUUCGAGCUGUUGACUGACCUCCGCGCACACGUCAUCGACAUCGGGAUCACGCAUGCCGGGAUGGCGCCGAGCACAAUCGAGGCGCUGCUGGAUACCGCCGGCGGGCUGCCGAUCAAGUACUUGGCCUCGGGCGGCGAGAAGAUCACGGGCACGUUGCUGCAGAAAUGGUCUGCGCGCGCGGACCUGCUCCUAGCGAACUUCUACGGGUACGGCCGGUUUGCCUGUGCGCUCUGCGUGACGUAUUUCGCUUGA